AUGGGAAGACCUUUAAUUCUCAUUUCUCUGUUACUUCUUGGAGCUUCUGCUUUUUUCAUUAAAAGUUCGAAGCUUCCUGAAGGCCAAAUUCAGUUCGCAGAUGUCAAGCCUUUAGAUGCCAUGCCAGCUAAUCUGUUCUGGGGCAAUUACUCGGGCAUUAACUACUUGACCGUGUCUCGAAACCAGCAUAUUCCAUUAUACUGUGGGUCAUGCUGGGCAUUUGCAGCUACCUCAGCCCUUUCUGACAGAUUCAAAAUUCUUAGAAAUACCUCCUGGCCAGAUAUUAAUUUGGCUCCACAAGUAUUCUUAAACUGCGAUCUAAAUGACCAAGCAUGUGAUGGAGGAGAUCCAAUCAACGUUUAUGCCUACAUCUACGCUAACGGCACCACAGAUGAAACUUGCCAAGUUUACAAAGCAAGAGGCUGGACCAACGGUGAAACCUGCGGCCAUUUCCAGCCAUGCUACACUUGCCAACCAAAUGGAAGAUGUGGAGUCCCUGCAACUUACCUUAAAUAUAACGUUACUUCAUACGGCCAAGUCACAGGAAACAACCUUACUCAAAAUGUCCAGCUUAUGAUGAGUGCUUUACAACAAGGCCCAAUUGCAUGUGGAAUAGACGCUACUGAUGGGUUCCACAGCUAUACGGGAGGAAUCUAUACAGAACCAACAGAUAACUGGGAUAUUAACCAUAUCAUAGAACUUGUAGGAUAUGGAGUAAAUCAGCAAGGCACUAAAUAUUGGAUUGGGAGAAAUUCAUGGGGAACUUAUUGGGGUGAAGGUGGAUUUUUCCAGAUUAUUAUGGGACAGAAUAUGCUGGAUAUUGAAACUUAUUGUGUUUAUGCUAAUCCAGAUCCAAACAUUCAAGUAUUUAAUAGCAGCAGUGGAGCUUUGGCAGAAGAAAAAGAAGAAGUCAAGGCUUAUGUUGAAAUGAAAGUAGAAGCUGCUAUAGAGAAACGAAGAAAUCCUGGAAGAGUUAGGAGAAUAAGCAGAGAGCAAGUGAUUACUAGCCCACCAUCAUGGGAAACUGUUGAUGCAGCUACCCUUCCUAAAGCUUGGGAUUGGAGAAACGUCAGCGGAGUAAAUUAUUUGUCCUGGAAUAGAAAUCAGCAUAUUCCUCAGUACUGUGGGUCUUGCUGGGCUCACGGGCCUACAUCUGCACUAGCUGACAGAAUUGCAAUUUUAAGAAACAACACUUUCCCACAGAUCAGCUUGUCUCCUCAAGUUCUAAUUAACUGCAAUGCAGGUGGAAAUUGCAAUGGAGGUGAUCCAAUUGGAGUCUACAAGUAUGGACAUACUCAUGGAAUUCCAGAUGAUACCAAUCAACAAUAUGUAGCAGAAAACCCUGCCAAGUUUAGCUGCUCUGGAACUCAAAUUAGUAUAAUUAAAAUAUGGCGUCUUAGCCUGGCCAUAGCCUUCCGGCUAUGGAGCUUCGAGCACAUAUUUUAAUUAUAUCCGGCAAGGUUUUGCUAUCCAGAAAUGGACAGCAAUACUAGGUAAACAAUUUUUGAUGCUUCAGAGCCUAGACCAAGACCGCUUUCCAGAAUAGAUUUUUGCCUCAAGGUAAAGGGAUACUUGGAAGCUGGAAAAGGGUGGCCCAGCAAAGUCCUUAGGACCAAUCGGGCACUUCACUAGCGUGAACACCAGGAGUUACGCCUUGGGCUACAUGUUUACCCUUUUUGCCGAUAGUCGACCAAAAAUUCCAUUUUUUGGCGAACAUCUCUUGUCUCUUAACAGCCUCAAGCAAGGGUGCACAAAUCCGAAGACUGCCCACUCAAUACUGGAGCCGCAAGGCAAGAAGGAGACCCUACUGGUUCUAGUGAUAGGCGCUGUCGCAAAGCGGUAGAGUCUCCUAGGAGACUCUCGGCGAUUGCGUUAAAUUAUGUCGUCUGCCUGUCUGUUAAUUAAGAUUAAGGAACUCAAAUUAGUGAAACGUGCGUUCCUCCACCUCCACCUACAGGAUUUGAUAACAGCACUUGCUCAGCUAUAACAAACGAAAAGCUUUGGUACGUCGGAGACUAUGGUAACGUCGCUGGACCUAAUAAAAUGAAAGCUGAAAUUUAUAAGAACGGACCUAUUGGAUGCGGAAUUGAUGCUACGUCUAAAUUUGAAGCUUACACUGGUGGAAUUUACUCUCAGUGGUUACUUUUACCUCAAAUUAAUCAUGAAAUUUCUGUAGUCGGAUGGGGAGUUGCUAUAGAUGGCACUGAAUACUGGAUUGGAAGAAACUCUUGGGGAACUGCUUGGGGUGAGAACGGAUUCUUCAAAAUGAAGAUGUACAGCGACAACCUCGGCAUUGAAACUGACUGCGAUUGGGGUAUCCCAGACUUAACCAGAUAA
This is a messenger RNA of Blepharisma stoltei, 2337 nucleotides long. Lineage: Eukaryota; Ciliophora; Heterotrichea; Heterotrichida; Blepharismidae. The record is from the annotation of a GenBank genome assembly.